AUGGACAAGUUCAGAAAGAGCCGAGCUGCUGUGGCCAUCGUGAGCCUGUUGUUAACGGCCCAAGUUCUCGCCAUUGUCACUGUCGGUAGCAGCAAGACCAAGACCAAGACAAGACCACGGCAGAAAUGCCGGUCGACGCAUGAUAAUAUCGCCUACCUCACAGGCAGCUCCUGGGGGAUCUUAUCAGCCGGCACAUUUGGCAUGUCCACGUUCCUAGGGGCCAUCUACAGCGUGGACAACUGGAUGGGUGCGGGAGCUGCUGACGGUGUGAACGACUGCAUAAUUACAGGGGCUAUCGGCGUUGUAGACGGCUCUGGAAGGGAGCAGGAGUCGUCAACAGUGUGGACAGUUGGAAGGGUGUAG
Clonostachys rhizophaga is the source of this 363-nucleotide messenger RNA. Lineage: Eukaryota; Fungi; Ascomycota; Sordariomycetes; Hypocreales; Bionectriaceae. The record is from the annotation of a GenBank genome assembly.